Aspergillus chevalieri is the source of this 1620-nucleotide messenger RNA. RefSeq lists its product as uncharacterized. The record is from RefSeq and is a predicted model, not a curated record. Bases 1 to 1620 code for a protein of 539 amino acids. The transcript has a single exon. NCBI's taxonomy places the organism in Eukaryota, Fungi, Ascomycota, Eurotiomycetes, Eurotiales, Aspergillaceae.
AUGCUCCCCACAGAAACCGACAUCCUAAUAAUCGGCAGCGGCAACGCCGGCCUCUGCGCCGCUAUCUCCGCCGCGCAAACCAGCCAAACCAGCAACAAAAACGCCCGAAUCCUCCUAAUCGACAAAUGCCCCAAACAAUGGGCCGGUGGAAACUCCUACUUCACAGCUGGCGCCUUCCGCACCGUUCACAAUGGCCUAUCGGACCUUCUUCCCCUCAUCAAUAACGUGGAUGCAUCCACGGCCUCCAGGAUUGAUAUACCGCCGUACACGAACGAGUCGUUUAUGGGCGAUAUGCAGCGGGUCACGGGUGGGCGGACGGAUCCAGUGCUGUCGAAAAUACUAGUUGGCGAUUCGAACGAGACGGUGAAGUGGUUGAAGAGUGUUGGGGUAAGGUUCCAGUUAUCGUUUAAUCGGCAGGCGUAUGAGGUUGGUGGACGGGUGAAGUUCUGGGGUGGACUGGCGUUGAAGACGGAGGAUGGGGGGAAGGGGUUGGUUGGGGAUUUAUGGGCUGCUGCGAGGGAAUUGGGAGUGGAGGUUGUGUUUGAGACGGCUGCGAAGAGACUCGUUACUGAUGUGGAGACGGGGAGGGUGAGGGUUGUUGCUGUUUCGCAUUGUGAUAGGGACGGCGAUGCGAAUGGUCGCUGGGUUGAGAGGGAGAUUCGUGUUGGUGCUGUGAUUCUCGCUGCAGGUGGAUUUGAAGCGAAUCCGCGGCUGCGCGCGCAGUAUCUCGGGCCGAACUGGGAUAUGGCGUUUGUCCGGGGCACGCCGUACAACACCGGUGAAUGCCUGGAGAUGGCCCUGCAGGAUCAGCAUGUCUCCGCACAACCUCGUGGUAACUGGUCCGGGUGUCAUUGUGUUGCGUGGGACGCGCAUGCGGCCCCAGAUACAGGCAAUCGGGAGGUCUCGAACGAGUACACCAAAUCCGGGUAUCCGCUAGGGAUCAUGGUGAAUGGGCAAGGCAACCGAUUCAUCGACGAAGGGUUUGACAUGCGUAACUACACAUAUGCCGUGGUGGGACGAGCGAUCUUGAAUCAGCCGGGCCAUGUGGCGUUUCAGAUCUGGGACAAGCGGACGAGUUCCUGGUUGCGGGAGGAGGAGUAUCGAGAUGAAGUCGUGCAGCGGAUUGAGGCGUCGUCGAUUGAGGAGCUGGCAGAGAAGUGUUUCCAGAGCCAUGGUCUUGGGGACCCUCGUCGUUUCAUCGAGUCAAUUGCGGAGUAUAACCGUGCGGUAUAUGCGCGACAGGACGACGACCGAAACAACGGCACAGAGCGCAAAUGGGACCCAUCUAUCAAGGAUGGUCUCUCGACACAGUCAACUAACUCCGGUUUAUCCAUCUCCAAAUCCAACUGGGCCCUGCCCAUCGAUCAAUCCCCCUUCCUAGCCAUCAAGGUCUGCGCCGGCAUCACAUUCACAUUCGGUGGAUUAUCCAUCAACCCCAAAACAGCGGGCGUAAUAUCAACAGCCGGCACAGAGGUUCCCGGACUAUACUGCGCCGGCGAAAUGGUCGGAGGAUUAUUCUAUGACAAUUACCCCGGGGGAAGUGGGUUGACAUCGGGGGCGGUCUUCGGACGGAGGGCUGGCCGGGCGGCGGCGGGCGCUGUGCCUUAUAUAGGGCCGUGA